Pelecanus crispus (Dalmatian pelican) is the source of this 1050-nucleotide messenger RNA. The record is from RefSeq and is a predicted model, not a curated record. Lineage: Eukaryota; Metazoa; Chordata; Aves; Pelecaniformes; Pelecanidae.
AACAUGUUUUUGGCCAUUAUCAAUGAUACAUACUCCGAAGUGAAAUCGGAUAUGGCACAACAGAAGGCAGAAAUGGAACUGUCUGACCUUAUCAGAAAGGGUUACAACAAAGCCAUGAUCAAACUUAAAUUGAAGAAAACUACUGUUGAUGACAUUUCGGAAAGUUUGAGACAAGGUGGGGGAAAACUAAAUUUUGAUGAACUCCGGCAAGAUCUAAAAGGGAAGGGGCACACGGAUGCAGAGAUUGAAGCAAUAUUUACCAAAUAUGACCAAGAUGGGGACCAGGAAUUGACAGAGCAUGAACAUCAGCAGAUGAGAGAUGACCUGGAGAAAGAGAGGGAUCUGGACCUGGAUAGGAGCUCUCUGCCACGUCCUCUGAGCAGCCGCAGCUUUCCCCGGAGCUUGGACGACUCAGAGGAGGAUGAGGAUGAAGACAGCGGACACAGCUCCAGGAGGAGGGGCAGCAGCUCUAGUGGGGUUUCCUAUGAAGAGUUCCAAGUACUCAUGAGGCGGGUUGAUCGCAUGGAGCAUUCUAUCGGCAGUAUUGUUUCCAAGAUUGACGCGGUUAUUGUGAAGCUUGAAGCGAUGGAGAGAGCCAAACUAAAAAGAAGAGAUGUGUUGGGAAGACUGUUAGAUGGCGUGACAGAGGAUGAAAGACUGGGUCGUGACAAUGAAAUCCACAGGGAACAAAUGGAGCGACUUGUGCGAGAGGAGUUGGAGCGAUGGGAAUCGGAUGAUACAGCAUCCCAAAUGAGCCAUCGGUUGGGAACGCCACUUGGACUGAAUGGCCAGCCUCGUUCGAGGAACUCUCGGCCAUCUUCCUCCCAGUCAGAUGGUAUUGAUGGGGGAGGAGGAAAUGGGGGGAAUAACAUCCAUGUUGUGUACGAAGAGGAUAGCAAUCGGAGGUGGAGGAGUCCUUCCCAGAGUCCGUUCUGCAAGCAGUCCUUUAGGAGAAGGUUUUUGCUGCGUUUGUCCCUGGACCCUCCCCAUACAGCAUCCCUGGCCCUGCUGGGGUCCCCAGGGCAGCGACGAGCCCCCUUGGAAACACAG